Eruca vesicaria subsp. sativa (arugula) is the source of this 1520-nucleotide messenger RNA. The record is from the annotation of a GenBank genome assembly. NCBI's taxonomy places the organism in Eukaryota, Viridiplantae, Streptophyta, Magnoliopsida, Brassicales, Brassicaceae.
AUUUUAAUUAGAGCAAUCAUAGGAUUCGUCGCUUUCUCCAGCUUCGUCUCCUUUAUCCAAACCGUUUGAUUAUUAUUUUCCAGGCAAAAAAAGUUGGAGAAUUAUUCAGAUAAUUAUUGCUUCUCCCUAACGCCUAGAAGCGUCUUGCAUCCUAAGCAAAGGAGGUGUAUCUUUCACCAAGCAACAAAGAUCAUUAGAUAACGCUGUUACUGCGUCUAGUGUGUUUAAAAGAGCGAGGAAACAGUUGGUUAGUUAUUGAUGUGGCCUCUUUGUUUUUUGCUGAACAAGAUUUUGAAAGUAGAGAGGAAUCAGGGGAGAUCAGAUGAUGGAGAUUCCACUUCUCCUAAAUAUUCCCAGUUUGAUGAUCCCUUUGUUACUACUCAUGGAAACCUCAAAGAUCCAUCCUCCUCCCACUUAGAAGUCCCUCAUGUACAUCAGCUAGCUUCAUGGGAUUGUGGCCUCGCUUGUGUUCUCAUGGUUCUCCGAGCAAGUGGUAUCACAAACUGCACUAUUCAGGAUUUGGCUGAGAUUUGCUCCACAAAUAGUAUUUGGACUGUUGAUCUAGCAUAUUUACUGCAAAGGUUCUGCGUGGAAUUUUCUUAUUACACAAUAACAUUCGGAGCAAAUCCAAAUUACUCCAUUGAGGAAUUUUACAAGGAGCAGCUCCCUGAAGAUCUACUGCGUGUGGAUUUGCUCUUCAGAAAAGCACAUGAAUCUGGCAUUACUAUACAGUGCAGAUCAGUUAGUAUCCAUGAGCUUUCUUCUUUGUUAUUGUCGGGGAACUAUAUCGCCAUUGCAUUAGUCGAUCAGGACAAGCUAAGCAAGUCUUGGUUGGAGGAAGUGAUUGUCGCUGGUCUUCACAACAGCAAUUCCAGCUACACUGGUCACUACAUAGUGAUAUGUGGCUACGAUGCUGUUAAGAACGAGUUCGAGAUCAGAGAUCCCGCUAGUUCCAAGACGUACGAGAGGAUAUCGUCAAAAUGCCUAGAGAAUGCCCGGAAAUCGUUUGGUACAGACGAAGAUCUUCUCCUGAUAAACUUGGAGAACAUAAAGAAGCAGAAAGAAUAGUUCUCGCUACUCAUCAUAUCAUUCUGGAUUACAAUGAAACCACCCGAGUGUUCUAUCCCAGCAGAGCAAUACUUCUUUUACAUAUAUACAUACACACAUAUAAAGGAUGUUGCCCAACAUAUUCCUAUAGAGGUACAUGGAUCAUUAGUGAAUUCAAGAGUAUAGGUUUCACAUUGAUCAGAUUCUUCUAUUUCUAAGCAGUUAUAUUUUUUCCUUGUUGUACAAAUCGGUUUGUCAUGUGAAUGCAUAUAAGAUUUGAUUGAUUCAAGUUUUCGAGUAACAAUAAGAGUUAAAAGGUACCCGAAAUACCAAAAAAAAAUCCGAGAAUAAUCAGUUCGAACCGAACCGAACCGAACCAUACGUUCAAUCGCUUUAUACCGCUGAACCGGAUUCGAAUUUUAUUCUUAAACCGGAAUUAGAUUCGGACCGAACACAUCAUCAUAAGAUUCGUU